AUAAAUAAUACGCAUUUUGAUAAAUAAAAAAAAAUUGAAGGGGCGCGCAUCUCAAGUUUCCCCCGGGGCCCGAAUACUCUCUCCACGGCCCUGCUACGUUGACAUGAAAUUAAAUGUAUUCACGCUACUAGAGCUCCUUCUCUCAUGCUGAGUGUACGUGAGUGAAAUAUUUUUCUCGCAGUGCUCAGGUCAAGUAAUUAAAAAAGAGGAAUUAACAAGAAUUACGUGUACUUAAACAAACCCGUUGUGAAAUGCGAGAAAGCAAUAAAUUGCAAUGUUAGAGUAUGGCAAAUCUUUAUUUAAGAAGGCCCGAAAUAAUAAAACAGAAAUAAUGUGGGCAGCCACUAAAUCGUUUCUUUGGCGUAUAAUUGCACCUGAGGAUGGCAAAGCAGCAGUGCUUGGUGUAGAGUGUAAUACAAUAUGGCCAAAAGAUAAUACAGCUGUGAGACUGACUGAAUUUGGCAAGCAAAUACUACAAAAUUGCACAAAAGUGCAUAAGCCAAACGCGAGUCAAAUUGACAUUGAACGAUUUAUGGAGAAUUCAGCCGGUUUUCCUUUGGAGUUUGGCACCAACACAUGUCGUGUGAUGAGUCAACCCGUGGAACGUUAUCCAGCAAUCACGAAACAAAUCGCUUCUGCCUACCCCUUAAUACAUGAACGUGUUUUGUACUUAUAUCUAGCAUUCCUGGAAUACAAAUGCAAAUAUGGCAAUGACAUUGAACGUGAAAUUUAUACAGACAUGACAGUUACCUCAUUCGUGCAAAGAUUACUGGAGAAACGUUGUGCAUCUUUUUAUGGUUGCAUAGAUAAAUACUUACUGGUCACUGGAGAAAGGGGUUAUGGGGGAUUUUGUGAAAUCGGCACCAGUGGCGAAAAAGCGCCAAUGCAGCUAAAAGAUGUGUUGAGUUAUGAUGAAAUUAAGCUCACCGCCUUUCUAUCGGUGUCUUCACAUAGUGAAUUCAUCAAUGAUGGUAAUCGUUAUAAUGAGGGCGUUAUUGAAGUAGAUAAGUCCAAAAUUGAACAAGAAGGUGUAGUUAUUGGCCUAAUAGGGGGUCGCUUCCAGGUAGAGGAUGCUAUGGAGUGGCAAGAUAUAAUGAUUACUGCCACACAGAAUACUAAAGCAAAUGGCUAUGGCUACACGGCCCUGGAAGUAGAGCAAACAGACAGGAGCUUUGUCAACUACAGACAAUUGUGGACACAAUUUUAUGAAGAACAAGAUUUAAUCUAUGAAAAAGUUAAAGCACUGACUUCAAAACGCUUCUAUAAAAGGCCUGAUUCUAGGUACAUUUUCGACAAUUUAAUGAUGAAGAAACGCUAUGCGAUAUCUUUUGAUACACUGCUACUGGAAGCAGAAGCACGAGGUGCUGCUAUUAGCAAGCAAAUGUAUAUACACGUGGUAGGCAUAGGCUUGGGUUCAUGGAGAGCGGUGCCGCAGCAGGAAAAAAUAUUUUUACAGACUUUUGGCGAGCGCUUACAAGCGCUACUACCUCAUUUAACACACAUUUCUGUUGUGCACUUUUCAUAUUUUGUUAUGUCCGCAUGGGCAAAUCUGCAGGAUGGUGGGUUCAUUGCAUCGGAGACGCACCCGGAGAAUGGCAUUCGAAUAUUUAUGCACAAUCGCAAUCCCUCACAGAAACUGGCACCUGAAUUUGAAAAUAUGAUGAUAGUGGAGUCAUAUGCCUGGGCUGGUAACGCUUUGCCCGGGAACGAUUUUUGGCUUGGCGCUCUUUCCUCUUCCGGUGAUCCUGCCGCCGCUUGCAGCACGCUGAUCUCUGAGUUGCACAAUCCGCACAUCAACACUGAAAUGGUUAACGGUGAAAAUUUACAUAUCGCUUCGAAUCGCUAUGGCGUUUUGCAUAUAGCAGAAUAUUCAAAGAAAAUUUUAGAACAGUAAAUAGUACAAAUAUUUUUAAUAAAAUUACUUACAUAUUUCAAACACACAA
Molecule: messenger RNA, 1943 nt
Organism: Anastrepha ludens (Mexican fruit fly)
Lineage: Eukaryota; Metazoa; Arthropoda; Insecta; Diptera; Tephritidae
Exons: 7
Coding region: 275-1894 (539 amino acids)
Source: RefSeq, a predicted model, not a curated record